GGUCCUCACCGGUGACGUAAUCACCAGCGACAGGAAUACAUUCAAAACAUUGAUCUGUUUGGUUGUUUAGUAUUUCUACAGUAUUAUAUGCUAGGAGCUUAACAUAAUGGCGUUGGAGACUGUCCCUAAAGACCUGCGCCAUCUGCGGGCAUGUCUUCUUUGUUCGCUGGUGAAGACCAUUGACCAGUUUGAAUAUGACGGCUGUGACAACUGUGAGUCCUACCUCCAGAUGAAGGGGAACCGGGAGAUGGUUUAUGAAUGCACAAGUUCCUCAUUUGACGGUGUGAUAGCCAUGAUGAGUCCGGAGGACAGUUGGGUGGCCAAAUGGCAGAGGAUAGGCAACUUUAAGCCAGGUGUAUAUGCUGUGUCAGUGACGGGCAGACUACCUCCAGGUGUGGUGAGAGAGCUGAAGAGCAGAGGAGUGAUCUACAAAUCCAGAGACACAGCAGUCAAGACUUAAACCGACUGCUUCCAGUUUACGUCGUCUGAUUAGCCACAUUAGAACGGUAUCAUACUGCAGCACCAACCCCAGGAAGAAGUUACAACUGCUGGACUGUUCAAUUCUUGUGUUUUUUUAUGAUUAGAAAAAUUAGCAUCGGUGAUUAUCGGUGAGAAAAAGUGGAUAUUUCUUAUUUUCUUUCUUUGAAUAAUUGAGGAAAAAUAAAAGUCUGUUUUUAUA
This is a messenger RNA of Seriola dumerili (greater amberjack), 679 nucleotides long. RefSeq names its product SPT4 homolog, DSIF elongation factor subunit (gene supt4h1). The transcript has 5 exons. NCBI's taxonomy places the organism in Eukaryota, Metazoa, Chordata, Actinopteri, Carangiformes, Carangidae. Gene Ontology annotation, biological process: regulation of transcription elongation by RNA polymerase II; chromatin organization; positive regulation of DNA-templated transcription, elongation. Gene Ontology annotation, molecular function: zinc ion binding; RNA polymerase II complex binding. Gene Ontology annotation, cellular component: nucleus; DSIF complex. The record is from RefSeq and is a predicted model, not a curated record. The coding region runs from base 107 to 460 and encodes 117 amino acids.